UGUUUGUUUCUUUUGUAUCGAAAUAAAGAAAAGUGAAAAAUGUGAAAUAAAUGAAAAUUGUUUUAAAUUUGUAAUGUUGCAGCAGCUGAAGUCGAGGGCGAUGCUCUCCGCAGCCGUACACAGAGUCAUCUUCCGCCGCAAACCAGCGCCGCCGCCGACGCACCACCGAUGCUUUUGCUCCCUCACGUCCAUCGACUAUCCCCCACUCGACCACCAGCCGCAGUGGUCCGGCCUCCACCAGUGGCGGCGCAGCCCGCUCAACCGCGACCGCCAUUGGGGCCCGAACGGCCCGAUUCAGCAGCUUAAUGAAAUUGAACACGCUCUAUCAUCUCCUGACUUCAGUUCUUGCUCUUCUCUGGCGGAAAUAGCGGGUGUUGUUCUCUCCACCCCCGACCCCAUCGCAAAAGCUAAUCUCUCUCACGCUGCCUACGCCAAAUGGCGGCGUCAGGGUUUUCCGAUUGGAGUCUCAAAUGCCCCUUCCAGGCCUGCUCGCCCUGCCAAACCCCUAUUGGUUUCCCCAAAAGACAUUCCCUCGCCAAAGAGUUCGGGUCUGCCUCUCAACGCCUACAUGCUUCAUAACCUCGCUCAUGUUGAGCUAAACGCUAUCGAUCUUGCAUGGGAUACUGUUGUUCGGUUUUCACCAUACAUUGAACUUCUUGGUGAAGGGUUCUUCGCAGACUUUGCUCAUGUAGCUGAUGAUGAAAGUCGGCAUUUCACUUGGUGUUCACAAAGACUUGCAGAGCUUGGAUUUAGCUAUGGCGACAUGCCAGCUCAUGGUAUUUUGUGGGCUGAAUGUGAAAAAUCAUCAAACAAUGUUGCAGCUCGGCUUGCAUGCAUCCCAUUAGUUCAGGAAGCCAGAGGACUAGAUGCUGGACCUCGACUUGUCAAUAAACUGACCGGCUUUGGGGAUCAUCGAACCUCAAACAUCGUUGCAAAGAUAGCCGAUGAAGAAGUUGCCCAUGUCGCAGUUGGUGUUUACUGGUUCGUCUCCAUUUGCCAGAAACUGGGCCGUGCCCCCGCCUCUGCUUUCACAGAUAUUCUGAAAGAGUAUAAUGUAGAGAUCAAAGGCCCUUUCAACCAUUCAGCUCGAGAAGUAGCUGGUAUUCCUCGUGAAUGGUACGAUCCUUCGCCUGCAACCAACGACGAAAACAAGCUUUCUGAGGUAUAUGAAAGACUUGCUUGCAUUAUUUCCAUGGAGCAAGAAAAUUCAAGUUUGGGAAAGCCACCUAAAUGAGAAAUUUUCGGUCUCAAGCUCAUGAAUUGGAGAGGAAUCUACUUUGUUUCCGUUGACUAUGUAAAUCUAUUAGUAUGAUUAAUCCUUUUUUUGUUUAAUCUUGGAAUGGUGUAAUGGAAGCAUGAAAUUUUGUUAUAUUGAAGAUAGAAUGAAAAUCUGUUGCUCAA
Salvia miltiorrhiza (redroot sage) is the source of this 1401-nucleotide messenger RNA. RefSeq lists its product as uncharacterized. Bases 74 to 1234 code for a protein of 386 amino acids. The transcript is spliced from 7 exons. The record is from RefSeq and is a predicted model, not a curated record. NCBI's taxonomy places the organism in Eukaryota, Viridiplantae, Streptophyta, Magnoliopsida, Lamiales, Lamiaceae.